Messenger RNA from Sphaerodactylus townsendi, 2914 nucleotides. RefSeq names its product RAB14, member RAS oncogene family (gene RAB14). The record is from RefSeq and is a predicted model, not a curated record. Gene Ontology annotation, cellular component: recycling endosome; Golgi apparatus; phagocytic vesicle. NCBI's taxonomy places the organism in Eukaryota, Metazoa, Chordata, Lepidosauria, Squamata, Sphaerodactylidae. Bases 275 to 922 code for a protein of 215 amino acids. The transcript is spliced from 8 exons. Gene Ontology annotation, molecular function: GTPase activity; GTP binding. Gene Ontology annotation, biological process: phagosome maturation; defense response to bacterium; endocytic recycling.
CAUUUUGGAUUGAGUGUGGAUGAGGCUGAAGGAAGAGGAGGAGCGGCGGUGAGGGAAAAAGAGAGAGGAAAGGGGGGAGGGAAAGGAGGAGGCCGCCGCCGUUGUCGUGGUGCGCGCGCAGCUGUAGUGGACUCGCCGCCGCCGCCGCCUUUGCUCGGUCGAGGCCUGAGCCUGAGGGGAGGCCUGGAAGGAGAAGGGGAGACGUCGCGCCGCCGUCGCCGCCACCACCAGAGCCAAGCUGCCCAGUCACCAGCCCCCCGAGCCCAGUGCCACCAUGGCAACUGCACCUUACAACUAUUCCUACAUCUUUAAGUACAUCAUUAUUGGAGACAUGGGUGUAGGAAAAUCCUGUUUGCUCCACCAGUUUACAGAAAAGAAAUUUAUGGCAGAUUGUCCCCACACGAUUGGUGUUGAGUUUGGUACAAGAAUAAUUGAAGUUAGCGGCCAAAAAAUUAAGCUGCAGAUCUGGGAUACGGCGGGACAGGAGCGAUUCAGGGCUGUCACACGGAGCUACUACAGAGGAGCAGCAGGCGCUCUUAUGGUCUACGAUAUUACUAGAAGAAGCACGUAUAACCAUCUAAGCAGCUGGCUGACGGAUGCGAGGAACCUCACUAAUCCAAAUACUGUGAUAAUCCUUAUAGGAAAUAAAGCGGAUCUGGAAGCACAGAGGGAUGUUACAUAUGAAGAAGCCAAACAGUUUGCUGAAGAGAACGGAUUGCUGUUCCUUGAAGCAAGUGCAAAAACAGGAGAGAAUGUUGAGGAUGCAUUCCUAGAGGCUGCCAAGAAAAUCUACCAGAAUAUCCAAGAUGGGAGCCUGGAUCUGAAUGCUGCCGAGUCAGGUGUACAGCACAAACCUUCGGCUCCGCAGGGUGGCCGGCUAACCAGUGAACCCCAGCCCCAGAGAGAAGGCUGCGGCUGCUAGUGACCUCAACUCCUCAGCUCUGUUUCUGACCUUAAACCUCUGUUGGGAGCAGUGCUUUUGGCUGCUUCAGUCUCCUCUGUACAUCUUACUGGGUUUAAUUAAAACUCUUGAGGCAACAGUUUAACACAGUACUAAACUGCUAAAAUUAAAAAAGAAACUUAGAUGUAAUCAGGUUAUCAAAGGCAAGUAGAGUCAAACCCUCUCCCUGCAUGGUGAAUCUAGAAGUCUUUCCCCCCCUCCCGAUCGUCCUUGUGAAUAGUGUCACCGAUCCAUGAUUUACACAACAGAGCACUGAUGCUGGCCCUCAUGAUUUUUACUCUUCCUCCCUCCCUCCCUUCGCAGGGCUUUGUCUCUCUUGUAAGGUUUAACUUUGUUAGCUUCAGCAUUUCCUCCCGACCUGUAACUGUUCUCAGUCUGUCCUUUUAGUAACCAAGAGGUUGACUUACUGUGGAUUGGCUUCCAAGGGAUAGCGCAGGUGGAGCCCACAGGACGUGCAUCUCAUUGAUAGGAUUCCCCAUGAUGCAGUCAGGGAAGUGGGGGGGGACCCCAUCCCAGGGUUGUAUGUUUUCAUCCGUCUUAACCGAGCACAUGGCAAGUAUUUUCAGGCCCUGCAGUUUGAUGCUGCUGCCCCGGCCCCCUCCUUUUGGAUUUUUAUCCCCCGACCCUUGUGAACAGAACGUAAAUAUGUAUAAAUUUUGAAGGAACCGAGCUAACACACUUAAGUACCUUCUGUGUAUAUGAUUUUAAUGAGAAAUAAUGCUGAUUACUGGUAUUAGAACGACGCAUAUGGAUAUAUCGGUCUGUACAGUUCAACCUAAUACAUGACCACAUUGCCCUGCUUAGUAAAACCGCAGUCCACUUAUUGUAGGCUUAAUUCUGUGGCACUGGCAUUUGGGAGGUUGCCGUUGGGAAGCCGGGUCCCUGCCAUGGUGCCAGAGGCAUAUCCACCCCAAUGUAGUGAUCUGGCCAUUUAUUGCUGUUUGCUGAUACUCCUGGUCUUGUGCAAUUGAUGGUGUGCUUUUCCUUUUCCUUUCUCUUUUGGUAAGAACUCUGCAUUGAUCCAGCUUAAUUUCCUGCCUUAUUGUAUAGGAAGGCUGGGCUCUAUUGCACAUUUUUAUGCUUUUUAUGAAAAGGUUGUUCUCAACUAGACUGUCAUGAGUCUUUUGCUCUUUAGAAUUUUGAACUACACGGUGGCAUUUGACACUACAGUUGAAUAGUUUUCACAUGCUCCUGCUAAAUUCUUCCUCACUGCUGUAAGGUGGCAAGGAUCUUUCCUGAAAGCACUAGCGCAAAGCAGUUGUUCCUCUGCAGACCUGACUUUCUGCUGUGGUGUGAGCCAUGUUGUGUAAACAAUCUUUACUCUGUACUGUACUCUCCUUGGCAACAUGGCCUUUAUUUUGCAAAGGAAGGUCAAUGAGUGGUUGAGCACGAUUGAGGCGAGAUGAGCAUGUUUGAACAUUUUGACUGCAAUGAUUCAAAUACAACAGUUUAGAAAUCCCUGUAAGACACUAAGCAAGGCUGUGUUCCAAUAUGUAAGCAAAGGGUGAUAACCAGCAUAUUGUACAGUCAAUGUUAAAUAAAAGCCAAAACUGGAAUGUGCAAAUGAUUAGUGUUUGGGUAACUUGUGCACUGUUCCUUGGUGGUUUUCCUUUCUUUUCUUUUUUUCUCCCUGAAUCUGGUUAGGUUCUUGCCUCCUCCCAAGUUUCUUAAAAUAGAUGAGUAUAAUAACAUUUUUUUGCUAAAUGAAUUGCACCAGGUGGGGGAUUUUGCCCAGGGACCAUGACCUUUGAUUCAACUAAGUUUGGGCAAAAGCAAUCACUUCCUGCAGCUUGUUGGUGAUGCAAUACCCCCCCCCCCCCUUUACAUUUCCCCAGACGGAAUUUACAGUAGGUCUUUGUUUCUGUGACAAGACUUAUUUGGGCUGCUGUACUCAUUUAAUGUAACAAUGCUAUUAUCUAAAUAUUUGUAAAUAAAGUACCUGUAUCUAGAUAA